Molecule: messenger RNA, 2367 nt
Organism: Penicillium maclennaniae
Lineage: Eukaryota; Fungi; Ascomycota; Eurotiomycetes; Eurotiales; Aspergillaceae
Product: Zn(II)2Cys6 transcription factor
Exons: 2
Coding region: 1-2367 (788 amino acids)
Biological process (GO): positive regulation of transcription by RNA polymerase II
Cellular component (GO): nucleus
Molecular function (GO): DNA-binding transcription factor activity, RNA polymerase II-specific; transcription cis-regulatory region binding; zinc ion binding
Source: RefSeq, a predicted model, not a curated record
AUGUCCGAGACUGCAGGUCGCCCACGCGAGCCGACGCGGGAACCGGCCAAAAGCAAAUCCCGCAAAACUGACCCGAAUGCGCCGAUUCGGAAACGACGGAAGAGAACAGUUGUGAGCGGUGCUCCGGAUGACUGCUUCACGUGCUCCAAGCGAGGAGCUCGAUGUGAUCGGCGACGCCCAUACUGUUCCCAGUGCCUCGAGCUCGGCCGCGAAUGUUCUGGAUACAAGACAACCCUGACCUGGGGGGUGGGAGUUGCCAGCAGAGGCAAGCUGCGAGGUCAGAAGCUCCCCGUCAUGGACGAAGGGCUUUUGGAAUCUUCCAACAAGACCUCUCAUGCACAGCAGCGGUCGCCGCCCAGCAGCCAGGGUCAAGCCCAAUCCUCAUCACAACGGACCUCGACCACUCCUCCGGCGGCGCCCACUUCUGGCCUGGGCUUUAGUUCAUUUGAUGCAGGAUCUUUCAACUCGUUCGACUCAGACUCGCGCAGGCCGUCAGUCGCGUCAAUUAUUCCUGAUAUGUCGAAUGGCAUGGCGUGGACAAUGGACAUGCCGGAUCCCCAGACGUGGUCCAGCAUGUCUGCUGCGCCUCCGCAGAUCUCCGGGCUUCCAUUACCAACCCGACCAGCGAUGGGCAGCCGCUCGAGCCCAAGCAUAUCCUCCGAAGUAUCGCUUGGUUACGCACCCUUGUUAAGCCCGGGUGCCAGUUUCGCCACACCAGUGUGGCCAGUGGCGAGGAAUUGGCCGGUUCCAAAUUCAACAUCCCCUCAAGAUGCGGAUGAGGAGGUUGACAGGAAAAACCCGCAGUAUUCGAUGCUGUGGGAUGCUGGUCACUCGCCCUCGUAUUCUCAGCUGCUUCUAGCAAGAUCCGUAGGACGCACACCCCGUCUGCGGUAUCUCAUCAGUUAUUUCGCCGAAGUAAUUGCCCCCAUGAUUGUUGCUUUUGAUACCCCAACAAAUCCGUUCCGCACUCAAGUCCUUCGCCUGGCGCAAGGCAGCGAGGCCCUCCAAGAGGCAAUUGCGACUUUGGCCACAAGCAAUCUACGACAGCGGCGAGAGAAGAACCAUAUGUCCACCGAAAGAACCCUCCCGGCACGUAUGUCGUCUAUGGCGCAUCGUGCUCUAACCGAUGAGGACUUUCAAGAUAGAUACGGAAUUUCCAUGUCGGAGGGUUAUUUACGGGAAGAGAAUCACCACCGUGGAAUGGCCGUUAAGGCUUUGAAUGCCGACUUGGCAGAUCCACGUCGCAGGUUGUCGGAUUCGGUACUAGCCACAUUGCUGGUGCUUUGUUUGUUCCAUGGCUGUGACACUGGUGUUGCUGAAUUUCGAACACAGUUUGCUGGUGUCACCAGGCUCCUCGCCAUUCGAAUGCGGCAUUCUCCCGUCUUAACGGAUGAUGUCAAGUGGUUCAUCCGCAUGUUCUCGUGGUUUGACACCCUCACUGCGACGACCAAUGACCGUGAUGUACAGCUUCGCGGCAAAUGCCUGGAGAUCAGCUCGAUCACAGAUGGGGAAUGGGGCCUAGAGAAUUUGGCUGGUUGUGAUGGGCGUCUCUUCAAGAUGAUAUCUCAGCUAGGUCGUCUAAACCUACUGAGUCAAGACCAACAGCCCAACGAAUCUCGACCAGCAGAUGUGACGAUCCCUACCGCAUCAUUACCCCCAUCCAUGAUCUUCCCUGGCUGGGAUAGUGUUCCGUUAGCUUCUGGAUCAGGAGCCAUGACGGGUGAUUAUGGAUACUCUAUGCCCACUCCUCCACAAAGCAGCGACCAGGCUCGACGGCCUUCAUCCCCGGCAUUCUGGACCGAAUGGUACUCAUUACGGCAACGGCUCGAAUCCUGGCGAUUCGACCCACCAACUGGGCCACCCGUUGAGACCUCAUUCCCUCGCCAACUCUUGGCCAGCGAGAAUCUUCAAGAUGUCUACCAGAUCUCUGAAUGCUUCCGCCACGCAGCGCUUCUUUACUGCGAGCGACUUGCAGAGCCAAGUCUCCCAUCCCAACAUCCUCGCAUCCAGCACCUGGUUCGUCUUGCUAUGCAUUGCCUCUUCGCUGUCCAGUCAGAUGUCUACCUUCUGUGGCCGCUUUUCAUCGUGGGAUCAGAAUGCGUUCAAGAGGAUCAUCGUUCCGCCAUUCGAAAUCGCUGCCGAGAUAUCUCCAAGGACUCUGGAUUCGUGAAUAACAUUUCCUGUUUGGAACUGCUCGAAAAGAUUUGGGCAGAACAUUCCGAGGAGUCCUCAUACCCUGUAUAUCCCUCCGAAUUAGGUCCUCCGCCACCGCUGGAUGGAAGCGGCAAGACCAUGACUUCCCAAGCCUUUCGCUGGUCUCGAGUCAUGCAGGCCAAACGGGGCGAUGGAGAAUACAUGGUGGCAUAA